Messenger RNA from Mytilus trossulus (common blue mussel), 2599 nucleotides. Its product is annotated as sialate:O-sulfotransferase 2-like. The transcript is spliced from 3 exons. Lineage: Eukaryota; Metazoa; Mollusca; Bivalvia; Mytilida; Mytilidae. The coding region runs from base 318 to 2579 and encodes 753 amino acids. Gene Ontology annotation, biological process: signal transduction. Gene Ontology annotation, molecular function: protein binding. Gene Ontology annotation, cellular component: plasma membrane. The record is from RefSeq and is a predicted model, not a curated record.
CUUUGACAGUUUGGAGUGCUGGCAACUAUGCUACAAGCAAGGACGUAUGUUAGUUAUACGUCCUUGGCUACAAGAUGAGUCAGAAUUAAGGAGUAUUAAUGCAAAUAGUGUAAUAUUUGAAUAUAUUACAGGAUGGACAGUACCAUCGUACCAGGAUUAUUUGGACUAAAUCUCAAUCUGAUGUAUGUUUUAGACAUCCAAAUGAUUGAAGAUGAAAUAGAAGCACUUACAACACGACUGAAAAUUGAGCAUAAGUGUGUACAUAAUGUUCUUAAUAAUAUGAUUUCUAUUUUGAAAACAAAAUUACCAAGAUUGCGAUGCUAUGCGAGGAAAAUCUUGAACAUAUUUUACGGGAAAAUAAAAACAAUUUAAACGCAUUAUCUGAUCUAGAACAGAUUUAUAAGGGAUUGCAUAGAAUAUCAGACGCAGAAAGAUGCAAAGAACGCAUAGAAAAAAUCCUUAAUAGUACGCAUGAAGACGACAUAGUCAAUAAAGCUGUUUGUCUUUUGGAACAAGGGUAUGCCUUGGUGCACGAUAUGUCAGCUAAUAUUGAAAACAUUGCAAGCAGCAAAUUGACUGAUGCACACAAACUUCUGCAGGCGGAACACCACAGAAGCGAAAAGGAACGAAGAACAAUGCUCGAAAAAUGUGUUUUUCACAACAAACAAGCUAUCAGUAAUUUAGAACAAUCUAUGCAAUGCAGUAGAACAAACGAAUACUUUCUUCGAAAAAUUACAGCCCUUCAACAAUUUGAAAGGGCCCAAAUCAUCUGCAGCAAAUAUCCAUACAGAAUAAUAUGGUCGUAUUACAUUGGCGAGGCAUGGAAUCGUCAUGUGGAUUCACUUCAGAGGCAAAAAACUGAACAUAGAAAAAAAGAUGUCUUGGAUGCUUCAUGUAAGGCGAUUGAAUUAUUUUUAAAUGUUGCAAACAUGACAGAUGACAUUGAUAAGAAAAGAACUUACAUUUCAAGAUCACUUGCACAAAUAGGCAAUAUUUUAAUAAAACGUCACAAGACACUUGAAAAUAAUCCCACAGAUUUUGAGUUCUUUCAAGACGAGUUAUUUGUAAAAUAUAUCAAAGACCCAAUGAUACCAUUAAAAAAAGCAUACGACAUGCAGAAAUGUAUGCCAGAUUCAUUUGUAAUGAAUAAAUAUGGACGUGCCUUAUUCCAUCUUUCAAAAGAGACAGAUUCGCGUGUCAAACAACAGCGACUUCAGAUGGCUAUGGAAAUACUUACUAGAUCUAUAGAAUGUUUUACAAUGAACUGGUUUGCUUAUAGUACACGCAUGCAAGUUGCCGAAAGUUUAGGAGAUUUGCAUUUAACGACAGACAGAGGAUUAUCUUGGCAAUACUUUCAAGGAGCACUCAGCGAUGGACAUCAAUGCUUUGAAACAAAGGGAUCUGCAAUUGAUAUGGAAAUACUGGCAAGAAUAUGCCAGAAGAUUGCAAAGUUUCCAUCCACCAAUAAAUAUGGCAGUCAUACGGUUAAGAAAAAGGAGUUCCUUCACUACGCUCUUGAUUAUUUGCAGCACGGUAUAUCUUUAUCAGGUCCAAGCGAAUACAAUAUUGCCAAACGUAUGGCCUCAUGUUUAUACGACUUAGACGAACUCGUCACAGCUACUGAGUGGAUGAAACGGGCAUUAUCCUUAUGUUCAUAUGUUAAGAUAUAUGACUGUAAAAUUACUUGUUUAUAUCUUCUGAAACGAUACGGCAUUGAAAGUAAGAUUACUGGAGGUGACAAACCCUACUAUCUUCUUCGAGAAAUAAUUUACAUACUGCUCAAAUGCAAAAAACAGCAGGCAAAUACAGAUGAAGUGUAUGAAUACAUUAUCAGGACCGACUACUCUGAUCUGUGUACUCUGAUAAACGAUGUGGUCACGGUCAAACAAUUGCUAAAACAAACCGGUCUCGAUAUAAUUACGGAAAUUUUGCAAUGUGACAUAGCAAUAAGUAAAUUAGACACAGGACAACAGAAGCAGCUUGCGCAAUUCAAAGAACAAGUAACAUCUGUCGUUCCACAAGACGAUAUUGAAAUGGUUCUUGAAGAAGAGUUCGAACAAUCUUCAGCACCUAUUCCGAUGUCUCUAGAGACUCAACAGGUACCAGAAGGAUAUCAAUAUAGUUUCUUUAUAUCUCAUAGCAACAUAGAUAGUGACUGGGUUAUCAAUAUGCUUCUUUUUGAAUUAGAAAAUAAAUUUUCAGACGAAGACGAAGCUUUUAAAGGUUGUAUUGCAGAUCGGGAUUUCGUCCCUGGAAAAACUAUAAUCAAGAACAUCACGGAAGCAAUUAACAAAAGCUGUAAGAUAAUUCUUGUGCUAACAAGAAAUUUUGUUGCGAGCCCUUGGUGCGAGAAUGAGAUGGAAAGAGCAUUAGUACGUCAUAUUAAUGAUAAAGAUAGUUGUGUCAUUCCUCUUUUAUUGGAACCGUUGUCAGAUGAGCAGUUUCCUGAUUGUUUGAAAACUAUAACAUAUUUAGAUAUGACAGAUGAAAGUACUCGGAUUCAAGAAAUAAGCAGACUGAAGCGGGCUUUGUUGUAUGUACCUGGUGACGAUAGUAUAUACGUCAGAGGAGACAAGUGAAUAUUUAAGCUCAACAUGCU